Gloeophyllum trabeum ATCC 11539 is the source of this 591-nucleotide messenger RNA. RefSeq lists its product as uncharacterized. The annotation marks the transcript as partial. The transcript has a single exon. The record is from RefSeq and is a predicted model, not a curated record. Lineage: Eukaryota; Fungi; Basidiomycota; Agaricomycetes; Gloeophyllales; Gloeophyllaceae.
CUGUCAGGUUACCAUAUCCCGGGUGUAGCAGACAAAAUCCUCAUUACUCUCUUCGCCGACGAUGCAACAAUAUACCUCCCGACUACGGACCGCCUCGAAGAUCUUCAGGACAUCCUCACAAUCUGGUGCAAGGCGUCAGGGGCAAAAUUCAACACUGAGAAAACAGAAAUCCUACCAAUUGGCAAUGAAGAACACCGCACGAAUGUCAUUGUCUCCAGGAAACUACACCAGGAUGAUGCACCACUGCCUGAGAGCAUUCACGUUGUCAAGGACGGCGAGACUAUACGCUCCCUAGGUGCCUGGAUAGGUAAUAAGGCGAACCCUGUCGUGCCCUGGGAACGCACACUUGACAAAGUUAACAGAGCCUUCAAGCGCCUACAGAAGGGUCACCCUACACUGAAUAGCAAAAGGCACAUGGUGCAACACAUGGCGGGAGGCAUGACCCAGUACCUCACCAAAGUACAAGGCAUGCCAGAUCCAAUCAUCGAUAGCCUGGUCAAACUGAUCCGCAACUUCAUCUGGGAAGACGCACCUCAACCACCGCUUGCACUUGAACGUCUGUACCUAAGAAUGGAGGAAGGAGGCAUAAAC